Molecule: messenger RNA, 1743 nt
Organism: Fonsecaea nubica
Lineage: Eukaryota; Fungi; Ascomycota; Eurotiomycetes; Chaetothyriales; Herpotrichiellaceae
Exons: 2
Coding region: 1-1743 (580 amino acids)
Source: RefSeq, a predicted model, not a curated record
AUGGCCGCUGCGAUUGCACCGGUAGAGCUUCCCACUGGACGGCGGUCCUACUACAACACCUCAAUACCGCCCGUCGACAUUCACGACCCGAAUUGGAUUCCUGUGCUGGACAGUGCCGCCUAUAAACCGCCCUUGUCGCCGACCGAGAAGGAGGUAUCGACUUACCAACUUCCGUCUGCAUCUUUCUCCCUUUUCCCGGCUCAGGCCAACUCUCCCAAGCCACGCCCGGCAGUCUCUCAUACCUACUCCAAGAGUUCGCUGGCUCCCGAGAGCGUUGCGUCGGGCUCAGAUUCGAGGUCGCAAAGCCCGCAGGACAGUAUCGAACCACUACCCAGCAUUGGAGGACCCGUUCAAUCGUCUCAGGAUGGCACAAAGGGACACAAUCGGCAGACUACGUCCACCACAGCGGCGUCGAGCGAAGAGAAGAUAUCGGUGCAUACCGAGAGUGCUGGAGAGAUGGGCAGCUCGUCGCACAGCGAAGAACACGAAAUUUCCAGUGUGAUGGAGGAGCAGGAGUUGGGUUACCUACCACCACCGCCAGAACCGGUCGGCGAGUUCAUGAUGAAUAACUCUACACGGUCGUCCAUGGUUUCGACAAUGACCAAGAAGAGUACCGUCCUCCCACCGACGUCCAAGUACAACCGAAAACAUGUGGCCUCAGUGGCGGUGAACGCUGGGCUGCCGUUAGUUCCCAGUCUACCUCAGACACCGCAUGAAUCCCCUCGAAUAGGACCAACGCUGCCGACGACCACCCCCAUACCUCAACCUUUACCAUCACCCAAGCUGCCGCCCCCUCCCGAGGCGCCGCGGUCCGCUGAGCCCUCGCAAAAGCUACAGCCUGCCAAAUCUACUGCCUCUGAACGACGACAAAGAGCCCUUCAUUCCCACCCGUCCAACGUGUCAUUACGAUCACAACGCAAUUCCAGCUCGGACGACGCCGAGGUCAUCCCCAGACCGCCCUCGGUUCGCAACAAGUCGAGAAAAUCGACCGACUCGCGGGCGACCACCCCGAGAUCCACCAUCUACGAUUCCCAGUUGCCGACACCGGCGCCAACCACGCCCCUCCCUCAAUUACCUCCCGGCGCACAGAUUCGAAGACCCUCGACGCGUGAAGGGAAUUCGCAGCGGGCGCCACAGGCUCCCAUUGAUGAACCGGUGCCUUCGACGAUGGCUUCCUCAUUCCGACCAUCUGAACACAGCGAGAUGGCGUCGUUCAUGACGGAGAAGAACACCAUCAUAUGCCGACGGUUUGAUGCCGUGCACGUGAGACUGCUCCUGUGCCUUCAAGACGAGAUCUCGCAGCUGGAGAAGGAACUCUUGAAGGUAGAGAACCCCAACUCGCCUGGAAAUGCGUCGGAGAAGAUGACGCAGAAGACGCGAAUUCUGCGAGAGCUGCGGAAAGUGGUUGCAGAGUACGAUCACCUAUUCACGACGUGGAGCAAGAUGCAAGCCAACAAGGCUAGCGAGUCGACGACGCGGGAGCUCAGAGAGUGGCUCGCAAAGCCGGGGACCAGCGUCGAGGCCGGCCUGGGGAUCAACAUACAGCAGGAUCUACAGUGGCUGGAAAACACCAAAGACCUGAGCAGUAUCGAGUUGGGCGACAAGGAGGGAGCAGAGCCUACGAUAGACAAAGAGAAAGCCAGUCAGGGGGCGGGAGGGGGGGGAGAGGGUGGUGAUGGCAGUGGAGGCAAGGGAGGAGGGGGUUUCAUGGCAUUAUUUGGAUGCGCGGGCAAAAGGAAGUAA